AUGACCUGGAUUCAGGGAAGUCAGAACCCAAACACCCCCACUCGCUGCUCAAACAGGGGUAGCCAUGCGGGAAUGUCGCCUCCGGGGUUACAGCCCGUUCUCCCCCCGGGAGACUACAGCUUCAAUGUCUUUCAAUCCCCACCAGAACCUGACCAAAGCAAUAUGCCACACUAUCCUGCGCAUAAUACCUUGAUUGACCCCACAAUACCCAACAAUACCCCUCCGACCUUCUGGGAUGACUCUCCUUGCGCUAUGCCAUUUGACCAAUCGAGUCAGCCAACGCCCUUCAUGGGUCAGACCCCAGUCCGUGACUGCACAAUCGCAUUGCAGACGGCUAUGCAGCCACCUUUCUUUACUCCGCAGUUACAGGAUAACCCGAACAUCUUUCGUCCUAACAAUGCUACUCAUCUACCUGCACAUGGAUUCGAGCAGCUGGCUCCUGAACUGCCAACUAGAUCUCAGAAUCCAUGGCCACGUAGAUGUGAAUGGGUCGGUUGCGACUAUUCCGGGACCUUCAACCGCAAAGCAGAGCUCAUGCGUCAUCUGGAGGAGAAGCAUGUGGCACCGGGGUCGCAUAUAUGUCCCGUCAGACGCUGCCAUAGGUCUUUUAACCGAGGGUAUAAUCUGAGGAAUCAUGUGCGAGUGAAACAUGUGAGGCGCAACGAUUGGGCAUAG
This is a messenger RNA of Aspergillus steynii IBT 23096, 675 nucleotides long. RefSeq lists its product as uncharacterized. The record is from RefSeq and is a predicted model, not a curated record. Bases 1 to 675 code for a protein of 224 amino acids. NCBI's taxonomy places the organism in Eukaryota, Fungi, Ascomycota, Eurotiomycetes, Eurotiales, Aspergillaceae. The transcript has 2 exons.